Molecule: messenger RNA, 2897 nt
Organism: Ilex paraguariensis (yerba mate)
Lineage: Eukaryota; Viridiplantae; Streptophyta; Magnoliopsida; Aquifoliales; Aquifoliaceae
Source: the annotation of a GenBank genome assembly
CUCUCUCUCUCUCUCUCUCUCUGUGUCUCUUACCAGCGCAACGUCUCGUCUUUACCCUUUCUUCGACUUGGACUUGAUUUCUUGGAAUUCAAUCUCCGAACUUCGGACUGAUAUAUAAAUACAUAUCUCGUCUUGCGUGACAGUCGUUUUUUGUUUAUCUAUUUCAAUAUGGAAACCCUAGGCUUUCGUUUGGGUUUCUAGGGUUUGUUGGUAAUCACAGAGGCUUGAAGUUUGACCUCAGAUGCUUGUGUGUGCUUGUUGAUUGAUUGAAGUUUUCAAUGGCUAACGAUACGAAGUCAGAUGAGCUUUUGGUUUCUUCGAUUCGGAGUGGUAAUAAGCGCGAAUUUGCCUUGAUGAUGAAGCAACAAUCGGAAUGUGCGGUGCUGCUAGGUCGGAAACGAGUGACGAGGUCGCAGACUGGGGUUUUAAUCAAUGGUGCUUUGAAUAAUUCGAGUCAUAAGAACGUUAAGAGCUGUGAUUUGAAGGAAAGAAAGAACGAUGCGAAAAUGACCUCGUUGGACGAUGAAUUGAUGGCUGAUUUGGAAAAACUUGUGAAUGACGAAGUUGUAGUGAAUGAUAAUGGCAAUGAGAUUGGAUAUGAUAAGGAGAAGUUGGAUAUGGUGGGUGAAGAGGAGGAGCCCAAGAGCGAUGUGGUGGAUUUUACCAGCGAUGAUGAGAGAAAGAGUAAUUUGGUGCAAUCAGCCAUUAGAGAGGAAGAACCUAUCGAGGUGGCGCAGAAGCCAAUAUAUGAAGUAGAAAUCAAGAGCGAGAAGGGUUUGGAAAACGAGAGUGUGGAUGCUACACGGGUUAAUAUAGGUGAAGAGGUGAGCGACAAAGGUUUGGAAUCCAUGUGUGAAGACUUGCCCAAGACAGAGGAUCAGGUUAAACAGAGCAAGUCGGUGAAAUUUCCGAUCAAUGAGAGUGUGGAAAAAGUUCAAGUUGAAACGCCUUUCACAGAAUUGGGAAAUACUGUGGGAUGUUCAGUUCUCGUCGGUGAUGGAAUUGGACAGAGUACUUUGGUUGAGAAACCCAUGAGACGGAUUACUCGUUCACUGUUGAAAUCGAAGGGGCGGGUAUCAGAGGCAUCGGGGACAAAUCAUGUGAAAACUGAUGAAGUGGCGGAGAGUGAUGUGUUGAGUGCAGCGGUUAAUCCAGCUAAGAAGUUGGAAAUGAAGAUGUCAAAGAAGGUUGAAUUAAAGAGAUCUCCGACAAAUUUGAAGGAGCUUCUGGGAACUGGUUUGCUAGAGGGUAUAGCUGUGCGGUACAUUUGUGGUUUGAUGGUGAGAGGAUCAUCAGAAACAGGACUUCAAGGAAUCAUCAAAGGCUCUGGGAUAUUGUGUUUUUGUGAUAGGUGCAAUGGAACUGAAGUUGUGACCCCAAAUCAAUUUGAGUUGCAUGCCGGUGGUAGAAAUAGACAUCCGCCAGAGUAUAUAUAUUUGGAGAAUGGAAGCACCCUUCGAGAUGUGUUAAGUGCAUGCAAAAAUGCUCUGCCAGACUCUUUGGAAGCAACUAUUCAAAUGGCAACUGCUGGUUUGCCUGGAAAAAAUCCUAGUUUUUGUCUGUAUUGCAAAGGGUCUGUGCCUGAAGCUGUUACGGGUAAAACAAUGCUACUAUGCAAUUCAUGUGUGGUCUUAAAAGAGUCUCAACCUUGCUCUGCUCAAAUGAGUGAUAACAACUACAGGUCUCCAAUAUCUGUUUCCGUUACUAAGUCAUCUAACCGCCUGUGCUGUUCAUCCCAAACUAAGGGUUCGGGAAGAUUAACUCGAAAAGAUCUGCGGAUGCAUAAGUUGGUAUUUGAGGAAGAGGGACUGCCUGAGGGAACUGCAUUAGGUUAUUAUGGUCGUGGACAGAAAUUACUUGAGGGUUAUAAGAAAGGUUUUGGAAUCUUCUGCUUGUGCUGCAACAGUGAGGUACUAUUAUUGCCUGCAAAUCAUAUUUUAUCUGCAUAUUAUGUUGACCUGCUUUACCUUUUUGAACAGGUAAGCCCCUCGCAAUUUGAAGCUCAUGCUGGAUGGGCUUCGCGGCGCAAACCUUUCCAAUACAUAUAUACGUCCAAUGGGGUGUCCCUCCAUGAGUAUUCAAUCAGUCUUUCAAAAGAUCGGAAGUUUUCUGCAGAAGAAAAUGACGAUCUUUGCUCCAUAUGUGCAGAUGGAGGGGAUCUUUUGUGUUGCGAUACUUGCCCAAGGGCUUUUCACACAGUGUGCAUCUCUCUGCCAAGCAUUCCCCAGGGCAAGUGGUACUGUAAGUAUUGCGAGAAUAUGUUCCAAAAAGAAAAGUUUGUGGAGCAUAAUGCCAAUGCUGUUGCUGCUGGAAGAGUUGCAGGAAUUGAUGCACUGGAACAAUUAAAUAAGCGGUGCAUUCGUAUUGUUGAAACUGUUGAGGCUGAGGUUGGCGGAUGCAUGUUGUGCAGGGGACAUGACUUCAGCAAAUCAGGAUUUGGCCCCCGUACAGUCAUUCUUUGUGAUCAGUGUGAGAAGGAAUAUCAUGUUGGCUGUUUGAAGGAGCACAAUGUGGAUGAUCUAAAGGAAUUGCCGAAGGGAAAAUGGUUCUGCGGCACAGAUUGCAAUAGGAUUCAUUCUGCUCUGCAAAAACUGUUAGCUGAUGGAGAGGAAAAGCUUCCCUACUCCCUGCUGGAUGUCAUAAAGAAGAAGCAAAAGGAAAAAGGUUCAGAAGGCAGUAUUGAUCUUGAUGUAAGAUGGAGACUUCUUUGUGGGAAAAUGGCUUCUGAUGAAUCUAGACUGUUGCUUUCCAAUGCUGUAGCUAUCUUCCAUGAAAUAGGGAACACAGCAGCUAAUUGCGUAGAAUGUGGAUAUGAGCAGGAACAGAGUGGCUUAAAGGGGAACACAACCAUGGGUUUUCUAGGGUUUAUAUUGACUCAAGAGAGCUGGGAAAAUUGA